Messenger RNA from Camellia sinensis, 2486 nucleotides. RefSeq names its product Phototropic-responsive NPH3 family protein. Gene Ontology annotation, molecular function: protein binding. NCBI's taxonomy places the organism in Eukaryota, Viridiplantae, Streptophyta, Magnoliopsida, Ericales, Theaceae. The record is from RefSeq and is a predicted model, not a curated record.
CAUUCCCAUUCCUUUUAAUUCCCAAUUCCCAGUUAUUAGUUUGUUUGACAUGCUCUGUUUGGAAAAGUGAAGUUGGAAGUGAGAAGCAGCAAAAUGGUGUCCGACAACUCUUUCAGCCGCUCUCCCACUCCCAAGUUCUGCAACUCCUUCUCUAACCGUAUUUUUUCAGAUGUUGCUGGGGAUGUUACAGUAGUUGUUGAUGGAGAGUCUUUUCUACUACACAAGUUUCCCCUUGUAGCUCGAAGUGGGAAGGUCCGGAAAAUGGUGGCUGAUGCUAAGGAUUCAAAUAUUUCAAAGUUGGAACUUGUUAGCUUACCAGGUGGUGCCUGGGCAUUUGAGCUAGCUGCAAAAUUCUGUUAUGGCAUGAACUUUGAGAUCACUGCUUCAAAUGUAGCACAUCUUCGCUGUGCUGCAGAAUUCUUGGAAAUGACUGAAGACUAUCGUGAAGAAAAUCUCAUUGCACGAACAGAAACCUAUCUGAAUGAGGUGGUUGUUCAAAAUCUCGAAAAGUCAGUCCAAGUUCUCUGUGCUUGUGAGACACUGCUUCCUAUUGCAGAGGACUUGGGAAUUUUAAAUAGAUGUUCGAAUGCCAUUGCGGUGAAUGCUUGUAAGGAGCAGUUAGUAUCAGGCUUAUCCCGCCUAGAUUGUGACAGCGGAUCUGUAGAACUUAAGGGUGGAUGUCUUGAGUGGUGGGUGGAAGAUCUCUCGGGACUAAGAAUUGAUUUUUAUCAGAGAGUUGUCUCUGCUAUGGGAAGAACUGGUGUGCGAUCAGAUAGCAUUAUUGCGUCUUUAAUGCAUUAUGCCCAAGUAUCUUUAAAGGUUAUUGGAAAACAGCAAAUUUGGAACCCAGCAAGAACAAGUGUGAUGGAAAAUGGUCAGAAAGCUAUUGUGGAAACUCUUGUGAGUCUUCUGCCAACAGAGAAGGGUUCAUCUAUUCCGCUGAGUUUUCUGUUUGGGAUGUUGAGGAUGGCAAUCAUGUUGGAUGCUACCCUAGCUUGCAGGCUUGAGCUUGAAAGGAGGAUUUCGUUUAGGUUGGAAAUGGUUUUGCUGGAUGAUCUGCUUAUACCAUCCAUCCAGGUUGGUGACUCUUUGUUUGAUGUUGACACCGUACAUCGUAUAUUGGUGCAUUUCCUGCAGCGGAUUGAAGAAGAAGAAAAUGAUGAUUGUGAGUAUGAAUCGGAAGCCAUUGAUUCUCCAAGUCAUGGCUCUGUGUUAAUAGUUGGACGGCUUGUUGAUGCAUAUUUAGCUGAAAUUGCUCCUGAUCCGUAUCUGAGUCUACAAAAAUUCAUUGCUAUGGUUGAGGUACUGCCUGAUUAUGCUCGUGUGAUUGAUGAUGGGCUAUAUAGAGCGGUUGAUAUAUAUUUGAAGGCCCACCCAAUGGUAACAGAGCAUGAAAGUAAGAGGCUCUGUAAGUACAUAGACUGCCAAAAGCUCUCUCAAGAAGCCUGCAAUCAUGCUGCACAGAAUGACAGGCUCCCAGUCCAGAUGACAGUGCGAGUUCUCUAUUUUGAGCAAAUCCGUCUGAAGAAUGCAUUGUCUGGAAGUUCUGGAGAUGGAUUCCUCUCCCAAAAAAUCAGCAGUGGCGUCCCCAGUGCAGCUAUGUCCCCUCGGGAUAAUUAUGCUUCUUUGAGGAGGGAGAACCGGGAGCUGAAGCUCGAGAUCUCAAGGAUGCGAGUGAGGCUCAGUGAACUGGAAAAAGAACAGGGGUUCAUGAAACAAGGGAUGAUGGAGAAGUCAGGGAAUGGGAAGACAUUUUUAACUUCACUCUCUAAGGAGAUCGCGAAAGAGAUUGGAAUCUUUAAUGUUCCAGGGGGUGGAAAGCACCACAAAUCUGGGAGGAAAUCCAGGGUGUUGGAAGGCAAAACUGGGAGGAGUCGGAGGUAUUCUGUUUCUUAGCUUAAUUUUGAGUUAUAAUCCUAUCUUAUAGAUGAGUGGAUGUUCACGAAGUUUUGUAGAUGUUAAGAUGGCAGAUCAUAGGCUCGAUUUCAUAAUAGGGUGUCCAUGGAGGAAUUGUGGCCGACUCUUUAUGUUGUAGUUGUUGAAACGAGCUAGUUUAUGCAAAACCGUACAUGAUCUGGGCCCAAAACCUUCAAAAAUUUAAAUGAGAUGAGUUGGAUGUCUACCAAGAACCUUCACUUGAGUUAAUUUACCCCAUUAGAGUUCAGCCUAGUUCACUCUCUCAGCAACAGAGCACAAAAUAGUCAAUGUUUCAACUUGCACUUCAUUGGUUUCUUCUUCUUCUAUGUGAUCCGUCUUGUAUUUUUAUUAUUUUGCCCUUUGGCUCACGAAAUAGUGUCUACUUUGUAGUUUGGUAAAAAUUAUAUGGCUGAGUCAUCCCAUGUUGAGAUCAGUAGAUAUCUUGGAAUUUGGAGUGUAAUUGGUUCAGUUCAGUGAGAAAAUUUAGCACUGAAAUCAAAUUCUUUGGUUUUGUUGGUUGAUGAGCUGAAACUGACCACAUGCUACAAUUCAAUUUUGUAGUUUUGUCA